Messenger RNA from Cariama cristata (Red-legged seriema), 318 nucleotides. Its product is annotated as ras-related protein Rab-26-like. Lineage: Eukaryota; Metazoa; Chordata; Aves; Cariamiformes; Cariamidae. The annotation marks the transcript as partial. The record is from RefSeq and is a predicted model, not a curated record. Gene Ontology annotation, molecular function: GTPase activity; GTP binding. Gene Ontology annotation, biological process: regulation of exocytosis; protein secretion. The transcript is spliced from 4 exons.
GCUGUCUCCCUCCAGGCUUGGCUGACAGAAAUUCAUGAAUACGCACAGCAAGAUGUGGUCCUCAUGUUACUGGGAAACAAGGUGGAUUCAGCCCAGGACAGAGUGGUGAAAAGGGAAGAUGGAGAAAAAUUAGCCAAGGAAUACGGCGUGCCCUUUAUGGAGACCAGCGCAAAAAGUGGCCUCAACGUUGAAUUAGCGUUCACAGCGAUUGCAAAGGAACUGAAGCACAGGUCCCUGAAGCUGCCCAACGAGCCCAAAUUCAAGCUCCACGACUACGUGAAGAAGGAAGUGAGAGGCUCGGGCUGCUGCAGGUCCUAA